Messenger RNA from Hibiscus syriacus, 404 nucleotides. RefSeq names its product membrane-anchored ubiquitin-fold protein 4-like. The coding region runs from base 44 to 400 and encodes 118 amino acids. The transcript is spliced from 3 exons. NCBI's taxonomy places the organism in Eukaryota, Viridiplantae, Streptophyta, Magnoliopsida, Malvales, Malvaceae. The record is from RefSeq and is a predicted model, not a curated record. Gene Ontology annotation, molecular function: protein binding.
UUUUUUCUCGUUUGAAUUUAGUGGAAGAAAUUUGAAGAUUCAAAUGCCGGAGGAGGACUUGGUAGAACUUAAAUUCCGAUUGUAUGAUGGAUCGGAUAUCGGUCCAUUCCAAUAUUCACCUGCCUCAACCGUUGCUAUGCUCAAGGAAAGAAUCGUUGCUGAGUGGCCCAAAGACAAAAAGAUUGCACCUAAGGGAGCCAAUGACAUCAAGCUGAUAAAUGCCGGGAAAAUUUGGGAGAACAACAAGACUGUUGGUCAGUGUAGAGCACCUUUCGAUGAUCUCCCUAAAGUGGUCAUCACAAUGCAUGUUGUCGUGCAGCCCUCUAUCACAAAAGCUAAAACAGAAAAGAAGGCGGACGAGCCGCCACGGAAAAACUUCUGUUCGUGUUCCAUAUUGUAAAAAA